Messenger RNA from Xenia sp. Carnegie-2017, 2453 nucleotides. Its product is annotated as neuropeptide FF receptor 1-like. The transcript is spliced from 6 exons. Gene Ontology annotation, biological process: G protein-coupled receptor signaling pathway. The coding region runs from base 780 to 1832 and encodes 350 amino acids. Gene Ontology annotation, cellular component: membrane. Lineage: Eukaryota; Metazoa; Cnidaria; Anthozoa; Malacalcyonacea; Xeniidae. The record is from RefSeq and is a predicted model, not a curated record. Gene Ontology annotation, molecular function: G protein-coupled receptor activity.
UAUAUCGUAUUGCAUCGUUUUUCAUAGUUUGAAAGAAAUUUAGCAGCGUGUGUAGUGAUCGCGUUUUUGGUUAAAUAAGAUUAGGUUGCUGUCUAAAUUUUCACGCUUCUUUAAUGUAAAUCUUCACGCAAUUUCCGUAGAAUUGUUAUCAUAUAUCUUGGAAAGUAGUGCGAUGCAAUCAUUGAGAAGCACUUACAUGCAUAAUCUGGUUCUCGUUGUCAUUUCUUAUUUUGUCCGUGAAGUAUAACACAACACGAUCAUUUCAUCUGUUUGCUGGUUAUUCCUAAAAUGGCAAUUAAGGAGAUGAAGGAAAGAAAAGCUCAGUUGGCAUCGAAACUUACGACGAAACUGCAUCUUCAAUCACAUUGAUAUCAUAUAAACUAUCAACUGCAGCAAAAGCGAUUGGUGUUUUGGACGUUGUGGCAGGACUCCUUGACGCCCUAUUGGCGCAACUACGCUGUCAAGCAGCGAGGGUUUGUGGGUGAUCUAAGAAAUUUAUCAUCGCCUUGAAGUUACGCCAAGCCUACGCUGAAAAGAAAUAGUUCACUUGCUACACACAAGCACACUUGAAAAUCCUAGUUUUUGGUUGAAGUCUUCAAGUAUUUGUGGACGGACGCUUAUCUUUGCCGGAUAAUUUGAUCAAUAAACGCCAUCCUGUUGAGUUACAAUUGGCUAUCAAGAGACGCUGAUAGUGGUCAAUUUUCUAUUUAAAAACUUGAAUUUCAAGAGAUAAGUCUUAAUUAAACAGAACAGAACAUAUUGGCGGAUUGGCCGAAAUCAUGUCGAACAAUACAAAUAAUACAAAUAAUACGUCAGUACUGAACGAAGUGCCAGAAGGACUGCGUAUUGUUGUAAUAUUUCUAUCCGUUUUUAUCAUGAUCAUGGGAAUCUUCGGCAAUGCACUGGUGUGUAUUCUGGUUUAUCAAAACCGCAAAAUGAGAACAGCGAUGAAUUUUUUCCUUGUCAACUUGGCGAUUAGUGAUGGUUUGAUUUGCUUAUUUAAUAUUCCAGUUACACUGAUCUAUAAUGAAUUCAAAUUUUGGCCGUUUGGCAAGAUUCUUUGCAAGACACUACCAGCUCUAAGCCAAGUACUGCUUGCAGCUGCCGCUGGUUCCUUAGUCGCCGUAUCAUGGGAGCGAUUUAAGUGGAUUGUGCUGACAUUUAAUGAAAAAAUGUCUUUAAAUCAGGCGAAGAUGAUCAUUAUCAUAAUCUGGUUGAUAGGCUUGCUAAACGGCCUACCGGUUUUUGGCGCAAUGCGUUUACAAUUUGCUGGAUUCUCCAGCUGCAGCGAGGUUUAUCCGGCAAUGAUUUACAAACAGGUGUACACUGUUGUCAGUUUUGUUCUGUUCUAUUUGUUACCUGUCCUGUUCAUUACGCCACUCUACAUCAUGAUGAUCAUGAAAUUAAGACAAAAAACUGACACUAGCGUGCAGUUGUCAAAAGUUGACUUGAAAAGAAGAAAAGCGGCUUUAAAGAUGCUGCUCGUUGUUGUCGUAACGUACGCCGUUUGUCUUUUGCCUAACUACAUUCUCUUCAUUUUAUUGGAUUUUAAACACGUGAACGUUACAUCGUCGUUUAUGAUCACAUUGAACAUCACAACAUUGCUUCUGUGGGCCAAUUCCAUGAUCAACCCAAUAAUAUAUUGCGCUCAAAGUGGAGACUAUGCCCGAGGCUUUAUUAGAAUCAUUUGCUGUGGAUCGCUCAGGAGUAGACUGAUGUUACGUAUUCGACGAACACGUGGGCAGUCGUUUGGUUCUUGUGACCAAACUACAGGAGCAUCGCAGUACGAACGCGUGCAACAAGGUGCAAGUAGUAGCAACAGCAGCUGCUAAAUACAAAUAAUAUUAUUUUGUAGGAGCGUCGGUGCAUGGCUUGUUUUUGAACAAAUAGCAGCUCAAUGUAGAUCGCUGUCGUUCAUUGUCUACUCCACUUACAACUGAAGACCGUGUGACGUAGAAAUGUCUUAUAAAUGGUAACCACAUUUUGCUCCAUCGUUUUUUUGUGAAAAUACCGAAGUAAAAAGCAAAUGCUUGGUAUAUUUUUGCAUUUCGAUGGUUUGUAGUUUCUAAAAUGAAUGUUUCAUCUUUACUCAUGGGAGUUUGAUGUAGAAGUUUAAAAUAAGAGGUAAUGUUUACUUAACGUCUGCAUUUUUUACCAUCAUCCAUGCAUUGACAUCACCACUUUUUGGAAUCAAUCAUUUUUCCUUGUGACUAUGUACGCUGUGAUUUUUGUAAGGAAGCAGAAGUCCUUUAAAAUCGAAAUGAUUUUAGUAAAGGAGCUUUUUCCCAAUAGAUAUACUAUAGCUAACUAAUGAAACUUAUAUAUACAUGAAAAAAUAUGUAUGCUUAUUGUAACUAACUUAACUUUGAUAUGGUUAUGUCAUAAGUUUAAAUUUUAACUGCAGUUGCGACUUGUGAAUGAUGCUGAAAACAAAGAAAAUACUGGAGGUAGAA